Lytechinus variegatus (green sea urchin) is the source of this 2049-nucleotide messenger RNA. Its product is annotated as tryptophan 2,3-dioxygenase B-like. Lineage: Eukaryota; Metazoa; Echinodermata; Echinoidea; Temnopleuroida; Toxopneustidae. The transcript has 10 exons. The coding region runs from base 55 to 1164 and encodes 369 amino acids. The record is from RefSeq and is a predicted model, not a curated record. Gene Ontology annotation, molecular function: L-tryptophan 2,3-dioxygenase activity; metal ion binding; heme binding.
AACUACUUUAUCAGCAACAAACUUCACGACAUUUCAUUGAGUCGUCUUUUCAAAAUGGCAGCCAGUAACGGAGGAACAGAAGAUGCAGCAAAGGAGCCUACGCUGACCUAUGAAAACUACCUGAACAUCGAGAAGCUCCUGUCUUGCUUACAACUUCGAUGCCCCAAGUUUGGAAAAUAUGAGCACGAUGAACACCUCUUCAUCACAGUGCACCAAGCCCACGAACUUUGGUUCCGGCAAAUGAUCUUCGAAGUGGAUUCCAUCCGAAGUAUCUUACGUGAAAGACCCUUGGAUGAAACCAAGAUGCUGUCUGUAAAUAACAGGACGGAUCGGAUUAUCCUAAUCCUAAAGAUCCUUGUUGAUCAUCUUGGCAUCCAGGAAACGAUGUUCCCCAUUUCAUUCUUCAACUUCCGGGAUUACCUCUCACCCGCCUCUGGUUAUCAAAGUGCCCAAUUCCGGGUAUUCGAGAACAAAGUGGGAAUCAAACCGGAUGACCGUAUUCAGCACAUGAAGGAUGAAUACAUGUCGCAGUGUAAUCCCGACAAACAAAAAGACAUUCUCGAUGCAGUGAAUGAGGAAACAUUCUUUCAAAUCGUAGAGCGUUGGCUAGAACAGACACAUGGAUUGGAGGAAGAUGGAUUCAAUUUUUGGAAGAGAUUCGGUGAGAAGGUAGAUGAACGUCUCAAGGAUAUCAAGGCCAGGGAAGAGUUGGCGGAUGACGAUCACAAGCCAGGAUUAAAAAAGGACUACGAUGCCUCCAAGGAUAUCUUUCAUAAAGUUCUCAACGAGGAUGAAUAUAGGAAAUUGCUGGCAAGAAAGGAAGUGAGACUUUCACACAAAGCCCUACAGGGGGCACUAAUGAUCUCCUUCUACCGUAAUGAGACGAGGCUCCAGCAAUCAUACCAAUUCCUGACUAAACUCAUUGAUGUGGACGCCUAUAUGAGCAAAUGGCGAUACAAUCAUGUGCUCAUGGUACAUCGUAUGAUCGGAGCUAAGCCCGGACACGCAGGUUCAUCAGGUUACCACUAUCUUAAGGCAACCACCAGCGAUAAGUAUCGAAUUUUUCUGGACCUCUUCAAUCUCGCCAACUACUAUCUGCCGCGGGCGUACGUUCCUGAGCUUACUGACAAGAUGAAAGCAUUCCUUUCACCGACUGGAAACUAAAAAAAAAAAUUAAAAGCUGCUUUUGGGUUGGCAAAUUGUAAAUCUUUUAUAGAAAUGUGUCGUUUGUUGCUAUAUAUAAUCAAGUCUUUAUGAAACGGCACCUGGUUGUAAAAAGGGCUAUGCUUGAAUGUAACUGAACGAAAAUCAAUCACAAAUUCAUGAUACAUGUACAUGCCAUUGACUGGUUGAAAAUCAGAUUGGGUUUGAUUUAUUGCAACUCGGACGUUUCAGCUGUGAUUCAGGCCAUUCCCCCCCCCCCCCCUUUCAAAACCGUUCCGCUGCCCAUGUGCAGGUCAAGGAACAUCAGAACAGCUACAACAAGGGGGAAUGAAUCAGGGUACUAAUGGAUAAUUUGUUUUUCCUUUCCGUUCAGUGCAGAGCGAAAACGAAAAUCAGCAUCGUGGUUCGAUCUUUUAAAACACAAAAACGAAAUCACAGCGAGGAAAAACGUGCUGUGAUUUCAUGUUUGUUGAUCAAAAACAGAAUAUUGAAAUCAGAAACGCUUUUGGGCUCUAUCUGAUUUCUCAUUUUAUAUUUGUGUUUUCAUGUAUCAAAAACAAAAUCAGAACACGCUUUUCGCUCUGUGAUUUGUGUUUUCAUGUAUCAAAAACAAAAUCAGAACACGCUUUCCGCUCUGUGAUUCCGUUUGGAAAAACGCAAACAGCGAAGACGAAAUCAGAAACUCGUUUUUCCCUUCCUGAUGUGUGAUUUUGUUGUCCGCACAGACAACAGCCAGAUCAAAAUACCGUUUCCGCUUGUCUCUGAGCAGACUUGUCCUUUCUUUCAAGUAUAUUAAAGAGCGCCCUCUACGUUUUCGAUCAGUAGGGGAAGGCGGGGUAAGUUGAGCAUAGGGGCAAGUUGAGCCACCAGCCCCAGGCCAAUAAU